Mauremys mutica (yellowpond turtle) is the source of this 4825-nucleotide messenger RNA. RefSeq names its product autophagy related 16 like 2 (gene ATG16L2). NCBI's taxonomy places the organism in Eukaryota, Metazoa, Chordata, Testudines, Geoemydidae. Gene Ontology annotation, biological process: autophagosome assembly; negative stranded viral RNA replication. Gene Ontology annotation, cellular component: autophagosome membrane. The transcript has 18 exons. The coding region runs from base 30 to 1871 and encodes 613 amino acids. The record is from RefSeq and is a predicted model, not a curated record. Gene Ontology annotation, molecular function: protein binding.
ACGCGGCCCGGCCGCCCAGUGCCGCAGCCAUGGCCGAGGCGGCGGGGAGCGGCGGCGGCGGCGGCAGGUCCUGGAAGCGUCACAUCGUCCGGCAGCUGCAGCUCCGGGACCGGGCGCAGAGCGGCCGCUUCCUGGACGUGGUGCAGGCCUAUACCAAACUGUUGGAAAAGUCCAGCUUGCUGGUGCAUUUCACAGAGAAGCUACAGGCGGAGUCCUUUGAUCUCCAGCCCUCUAGGUCAGGGCGGGAAACUAACGGCUCCGCGCGGGAACCAGGCCUGGGCUCCCCGGAAGCGCUGCAGACCCUGAAGAUAAAGUACCAGGGGCAAAUCGCGGAGAUGAAAGGUGUCAGUGGGGAGUUGGCGUAUCAAAUUAUUGAACUGAGCAAAUUACUCAAGGCCAAAGAGUGUAAACUGCAGGAGCAGAAAAUGAGGCUGGCGUCCCUGAGCGGGCGGAUCUCUGAGCUGGAGGCAGAGCAUCAGCAGCUGAAGGGCCGGGCGGAGGAUCUGGGCAGCGGGAACUGUGCCAGGAAGGCGGAAUACGACGCGCUUCACGAGCGUUAUCGGCUCCGGGAGGGGGAGCUGCGGCGAGCAGCCGAGAAGGAGCAGGAGCUGAUUGAGAGCCUGGUGCGGAAGAAAGUGGAGGCUGCCGAGCACCAGAACAAGAAGAACGAGAGGGUGAAGCAAGCCCGGCUGUCCAGGGAGCUGAAGAAGGCGACGAAGAGAACUGUCAGUAUUGAUGUGGAAUUGGACGAGCUGAAGCCGGCAGAGGUGAAAGGGCCCGUCCGAGAGCUGGUGGAACUGGAGGGCUGCGAGAAGCUGUGGAAAAGGCCCUUCAGAUCGGCCUCCGCCACGUCCGUGACUCUGGCCCGGUGCGUGGAUGUCUUCAAGGGGCUGCUGGAUUUCAGGCUGAAACGAGGGAACUCCAUCAGCAGCAGCUCAGAGGUGCACUACCGCUCCAUGCCCAUCUGCCUCGUCACCUGCCUGCCGUCCCGAGUCAGCGACGUCCAGGAGGCGCACUUCUCCGAGGUGAACGCAGUCAAGUUCAGUCCCAGCUCCGGCGUGCUGGCCACGGGCGGGGCCGACAGUCUCAUCAGGCUCUGGAAUGUGGCCGGAGGGAGGCUGGAGAGCCUGCAGACCUUGGAAGGGGCUAACGGCAGCAUCACCAGCAUCGAGUUUGACCCGUCGGGCUGCCAGAUCUUGGCGGCGUCGUACAACAACGCAGCGCAGCUGUGGCAUAUCGGGGACAGCAAAUCCAAAGAGACGCUCACGGGCCAUGCUGACAAAGUGACGGCUGCCAAAUUCCGCUCCACCCGCCUGCAAGCGGUGACGGGCAGUCGGGACAGGACAGUCAAAGAGUGGGACCUGUGCAAAGGGGCCUGCUGCAGGACCAUCAACGUCUUCUCCUACUGCAACGACGUGGUGUGCUGUGACAACGUCAUCGUGAGCGGCCACCACGACAAGAAGAUCCGCUUCUGGGACAGCAGGGGGCCCCGAUGCACGGAGGUGAUCCCGGUCGAGGGGAAGGUCACCUCCCUCCACAUCAGCCAGGACCAGAUGCACCUGCUGAGCUGCUCCAGGGACAACACCCUGAAGGUCAUCGACCUGAAGAUGAACAACGUCCGGCAGGUGUUCCGGGCCGACGGCUUCAGGUGCGGCUCGGACUGGACGAAGGCGAUCUUCAGCCCUGAUAAGAGUUACGCGCUGGUGGGCUCCUCGGAUGGCGCCCUCUACCUCUGGAACAUGGAGAGCGGGAAGCUGGAAACGAUCCUGUCUGGGGAGCACAGGGCCUCCGUGAAUGCCGUGGCGUGGUGCUUCUCGGGCCAGUGCGUUGUGAGUGUGGACCAGGCGAAGAAGGUGGUGCUCUGGAAAUAGGGCUCAGCAUGAUGCUGGGCUGCGGAGGAGGAAUCCAGAGAGGACACCAGCCCCUCCUUUAUCUGCAGCCCUGCCCGGGCCCUGCUGCUACUGUUCGGCUCCCAAGGACCGAAGCAGCCAGGGCUGGAGGGUGGACAAGGUCCCGGAGGGGCAGAGGUGGGGUUAGACGCUGCACCGGCUGCUCUCCAAAGACCUCCGCCUCCACUAGCAACGGCAGCCGGGGCACUUCGCAGGACGCUGACGCUGUGUAAAAGGAAGAUUAGAAAACCAAGGGCAAGUUUUCUAUCUCAGACAGCGGGAGCGGGAGGCUGCUGGGCCAGCGUCUGAGGAACGGGCCCGUCGUGCCUGCGGAGGGCGGACGUACCCACCGGACUCCGGCGAUGGGACGUUCAGGAGGAGGAGGAGCAGUUUGUGCCUGGCACUUAACCCUGAGGCAGGGGGUGACAGGCUCACUCUUGCGUCUGGGGGCCCGGGCGUGAGGAUUCGGCGUUUCCAAUGCGCUUGAGCGGCCACGCUGCAUUGUAAGCCUGGAGCCAGGUCUCUCGGCCACGCUAAUGCGUCCGCACGGCCUGGCGCAGCGCUUCUGACCCGGGUCUGCGGCCUGAGCUGCGUCCACACUGCAGAAGGAUGGGGCUGAGCCCGAGUCCCAGCAGGACUUGGACUCUGACCCACCCCCAGCAGGGCCCUAGGACGCUUGCUGACCCUAGUCAGGCUCGCAUGUGUGGACGGAAGCAGAGCUCGGCUCCAGCCCGAGUCCGAGCCAGGGCUUAGUGUGCAGUGCAGACGUACCCAAGGGGUUAGUGAGCCGGGUCUCGGCUCUGCCCAAUCGGUGCCUCCCACAGGCGACUGAGGCUAACUCUGCCCGAGCGGGAGAGGAGUGAGGUCCCGGACCCAGCGCAGCCCGUGGCCAUAUCCCGUUAACUGCAGUGGGACGAGGAGAGGGGGCUGCUUUGGGAAUAGUGGAUGGCCCCUUGGGACACCAGGGAGCACCAUCUCCGUGGCCUGGGCAGUCAUGCCAAGCCAAGAGCCAUAGACGUCACCCUUGUGGGCUCCAGACAAGACCCCUGGGCACUUUCCCCCAGGAGUGAGCCACUGAGCGACUGUCUCCUCUCAUCCCUUCCUGCCUCUGCUCGGUGGUUCUAAACUGUGCCUGGGGGCAUCCCCGGUGCAGUCCAAUCCCUGAUCUGAUUCCACACGGGCAAUGGCAAAGCAGGGCUGGGGGGCGGGAUCUGAUCCCCUGAGCUCAGCCCGCUCCGCCAUGCGAACCAAGGAGUUCGUUUGUCAGCCCGAAUAAUCUUUGUGCCUUUUGAGCGUUUGCCUGCCGGGGGAGAGGCCCCUGCUGGGAGCGCAGGGCACGGCCCUGGGUGGGUGUGUGCACCAGGCUCAUCCGGGUCGAGAUGCCCCUGCCGUGUGGCAGAUUGUGCCAUGGCCGUACAGCUGACGGGCAGGGCAUGGCCAGGUGGAACACAUGUGCAGCGGGCUGCACCAGGCAGGACCCCACCAGUCCUGCUGCUGAAUGUGCCCCUGCCAUGCAUGGGGGGGCGAGACCCGCCAGGGCACUUAGAUAUAUCUGGUUAAUGCCCCCCCAACUGUGCCAGGCAUUGGCCGUGUGAGGUUCCUAGGUCAGUGGCAGGAGAAGGCCCAGUAGCGUCUAGUCCUCGCACUCCUUCUCUGGGACUGUAAUGUCAUGGCAGCGGUGUCCUGUGAAUACAGCUUUAAAACACGGUCUGGAUUUCUAGGCUUCUUUUCCCCAGGCGCUAACUCUCCUUCGGUGCCCAGCCUCUUGGAGGAGAGCCCCGGCAGCUGCAGAGCCAGGCCGCCCACCGAGGAGUUACUCAUCGUUGUUUUAUGGAGGUCGAGUGCUCCUCAAAGGCACCGGUUUCAGUGACCCCAGAGACUGAUGUCCUCUGGCCACAGAACGGGCAUAGUAGGAACGCAGCCCUCCCCCACUGAUGCCCUUUAGCCCUGACCUAGAGAGAUCAGGUCUCCCUGCACUGCUGUGUGGGAGUUGGGUGCUCCACUCCAGAGGCAGCUGCAUUUUGAUGGUGCUGCUCAUCCAACGCUCUGGGAGCUUUUGCCGUGGAAGGAGCUGUAGAAUUUCAAGGGGUGCUAGUCUCCCGUCCCGUCCAUCCCGUCCCGUCCCCCCCCCCCCCCGUUCAGAUGCCGGGAUACACUAAAAAGGCCCACACGGACAGAGAUAAAGAGCUGAGCGCUGACUAUCCCCUGGGCUGGGCAGGUGAAAUCCACACAGGGGCUGGCAGUUUGCCCAACACACGUGCCAAGGGCUCCCUAUUUCGUGCCUGCAAUUUACAUGAGCUGCUGUGGCGCUGCUGGUGAUUUAUCCCGCGUCGACGACGUGAUUGCUAGCGUCACGCAUGUUGCUGAUCCUGCGGGCUGGCCCGCCUGUCUUGCUUUGUGGGGGUGCUGCUGCAAUGACCUGUGUACAACUGCCUUCUACUGCAGGGAAUCCGCCAUCCUCAGCUGUGUGUCAUAGCCUCUCCAGUGCUAAUGGAGAUUCUCAUUUAGCUCACGAGGCAGGACCCUUUGUCGUUAGAGCAGGAGGAUGAGAGUUAUGUGCCGGCCAGCUCCGUGAUUGUUCUGUGUCGUCGUGUGUGGCAUAGUGACAACCAGGAUCUGUUGUUUCAGCACCUCCAAUCCCUGUGGGGAGAGCCAAGGAGCGGGAGAGUUGCUGUGGGGUUUGCCAUCGUCCCGGGAUCAGGCCCAUGACCCAAAUAAUAAACACUUUCCCCUGAGCCACCCCGCCUUCCCUGCAUUCAAUGAACCUUGCACACCUUCCCUCCCCCGACACGAGAUGGGUCCAGUUGCAUAAAUGAGGAAACUGAGGCACAAAAGGCAAGAGCCUUGCCCCAGGUCCCGCUGCCAGCCAGUAGCAAAAGAACCCAGGCGUCCUGAUGCUGGGUUCCAGGCUUUAACCGUUCUGUAGCUCACAGGCU